AUGCAAUACACAGAUUCUGUUAUAUCUAAUCCUGUUCGCUUUUGGUUAUUGCUCAUUGCAAUGGUUCCAUCUGUUGCUUGCUCAAUUGCUAUCCUUUAUUACACUCUUUCUAGUCGAACGCGGCGUCGUGGGAUUCAUAAUCAUUUUAUCAUUCUCCUAUUAUGCAAUAAUUUGAUCUAUGAACUGAUAGAUAUAUCAUUAUUUCUCAAUUAUUAUCGCUCAGGUACUGUCGUGCCUGCUACAAAAAGUUUAUGUCUCAUGUGGAUGUUCGUCGAUGAAACACUAUAUAAUGUUUCGACUGUGACCAUAGCUUGGGCAUCGAUUGAAAGACAUAUAAUCAUCUUUCAUGAUAAAUGGUUAUCUAGUGUCAAAAAGCGUUUUCUCCUUCAUUAUGCUCCUUACGCAAUCGUCAUAACCUAUACCAUAUUGUUUCAUUUUGUUAUUAUCGUAAUUCCACCAUGUGAAAAUACUUACAAUUAUACGCAAGAGAUAUGUGGACAUCCCCUGUGUUCACACAAUUCGAAGUUGGUCGGUACGUGGGAUAGCGUUGUACAUAAUAUUAUACCAGCUAUAACAAUUGUGAUUUUUAGCAUUAGCCUUCUUGCACGAGUUCUAAUUAAAAAUCAUCGCAUGCGUAGAGCUUUUCAAUGGCGAAAGCAUCGAAAGAUUGCAAUUCAAUUAUUGUUAAUUUCUUUCCUCUAUUUGUUGCUUUAUAUUCCAAUCAUUUGUAUUGAACUGGUACAAUUGUGCUGUGUAUCUGAAGAACUCAAUGGUCCUUUCGAACAAUAUGCACAUUUUUUUUCUUAUUACGUCAUAUUGCUGCUUCCCUUUGUCUACAUGGGUUCGUUGAUCGAAAGUUCAUGGCAACUAAAAAUGCUUUUGCCGUGUUGGUUCCGAGCAACACAAGUGGUUGAACCUAUGGCGAUGACUACGGGACAUUUCACGGCAAGAAAUCCAAAUUGA
Rotaria socialis is the source of this 963-nucleotide messenger RNA. The record is from the annotation of a GenBank genome assembly. NCBI's taxonomy places the organism in Eukaryota, Metazoa, Rotifera, Eurotatoria, Philodinida, Philodinidae.